Messenger RNA from Neocloeon triangulifer, 3620 nucleotides. Its product is annotated as SHC-transforming protein 1-like. Gene Ontology annotation, molecular function: receptor tyrosine kinase binding. Gene Ontology annotation, cellular component: plasma membrane. Gene Ontology annotation, biological process: cell surface receptor protein tyrosine kinase signaling pathway; intracellular signal transduction. NCBI's taxonomy places the organism in Eukaryota, Metazoa, Arthropoda, Insecta, Ephemeroptera, Baetidae. The record is from RefSeq and is a predicted model, not a curated record. The transcript is spliced from 11 exons. The coding region runs from base 172 to 2406 and encodes 744 amino acids.
UGGCGGGCGCUCUUGUUGGCGGAGCAGCCAGGCAGAGUGCGAAGCCGAGAGAGAGAGAGAGCGAAAGAGCGGCGGCCGCGAGCUGGAGCCGCCCGCGAGUGAGGUGCAGCGAAUGGAGGAGCCCCGGGGCGGAGGCGCCCCGGCCACCCACCGGCGCCCCCGGGCCCCAAAAUGAGCGCCGAGCUGGGCAAAAUGCUCAAGUGCCUCACCCACCGCACAUAUCGCUCGCUGCAGGAGGACAACUACACACCUGUUAAUCAUGCAAUAAAAAGUGAGGAGCCAAUCAAAAAGAGCGGUAGCAGGAGCCACUCAGAGCCGGCGUCGACGUUGGGCAGUCCGCAGCGGACAGGUGGUCUGCACGGCCUGAAAAGCGCCAUCGGAUUGCGCUUGCGAGGUCUGCGCUCAGAGCCGAAGCGCGCCGCGGCGGCAAACGACGAGUGCGCAUCUUGCGGCGGCGACGCGAGUGCGGCGCCGCGAUACACGCGUCUGCCGGCGGCGACCAAGUCGCGCGUCGCCAGCGCUCUGCAGCUGCUGCGGCGCCACAAGGGCGCCGCAAAGUUGCUGCGCGAGCGCUCCAAGUCGGACAACAGUCUGCAAAGACUGUCGGUGGUGCACGGCGCCACCAGCCGCUCCGAUCACGCCCUCCAGAGGCUGCUCGUACGCAAUAGCAGUGAGCAGCACGUCUUCCUGCCCCCUCACAGCCCCCCAGCCCCCAUCCCCGAUAGCAAGAAGUCCGCUAGAAGGUCGCGCUCCCUCGAGAGGACCUCCAAUUUCAGGGUCUACCCAGUGAACAGUGGGACGGUGGUGGUGUCAAGCAACGGGUCGCGCUCGCUCGAACGAAACCACAAGUUCCGGAUCGGGCGUACGAGUCCUCCGGCCGCGGCGGCGCCCACCACAGAAACCUCGUUGUGCAGCGCGCGCCAUGCGUUUCCGCACUGCGCCUCUUGUCCACUAGCGGCGCACAACCAAGAGGGGUUGAGGGCAUUUGCGGGCAGCACGGUGCUUUUGCUGCAACGCCCCUCGAUGGCCGCCCCACCACCCCCAGAGCCCCAUCGGGGCGCCCUCGUCAGCCGGCCCGACAAUGGCUGGCUCCACUCGGAGCACAAACUUGCCAGGGAGGGAAUCAGCUACCUGGUCAAGUAUGUUGGCUGCCUAGAAGUCAAAACGUCAAUGAAGAGCCUAGAUUUUGAAACUAGGUCUAUGAUUGCAAAGGAAUGUAUAAACAGGGUAUGUGAAGCUGCCGGCCUUAAGACUGUUGAUAAAAAGAGAAAGGUGGAGCGUCGGGUGGGGCGCGUCUUAGCAGACCAUCCGAACAUGAACCACGCGGGAGCUAACGUGACCCUGAGCAUUUCUAGCAAAGGUUUACAACUGACUGUCCUGGACACAGGCCAGAUGAUCGCCCAACACGACAUGCCCAACAUUUCCUUUGCCUCUGGUGGCGACCCAGACACGCUUGAUUUCAUGGCCUACGUGGCCAAGGACGCAAACCAGUGGCGGGCGUGCAUGGUGCUGGAGUGCGGCGGUGGAAUGGCUCAGGACGUCAUCACCACCGUCGGACAGGCCUUUGAGAUCCGCUUCAAGGAAUAUUUGAGGAGAACACCCAACCCUCCCACAGCCACCAAGAUGCCCAUCGCUAUGCCCCCACUGUCCACUGCCCCAAUGUCAAUUCGUCAGCCAAAGCCUAUGAGCGCUGAAUUUGAGUCUCCUGUGACCUCUGACCUGGAGUACUACAACGACCUGCCAGGCAAGGUGCCCCCAGACGUUGGCCCCCCGCCCGUGCCCCCGCUGCCCCAGUACCAUGCACCUUCGGUGCCCCAGCAGGCCACUCCCAGUAUCCCUCCCCCUCCUCCUCCGCCUGCCCCCAGCGAGCCUGUCCAGACAAGGGGCAGCACCAGCAGCAACCUGAUCGACCUGCACUCCGAGUUGUCGCCAGUGAGCAAAAAAAGCUGGGAGCACGAGUACGUCAACCAUGACGUCGCCCCGCCAACGGAGAAACUCGACAACGGAAACGACGUUUUUGACAUGCAACCAUUUUCUACAACCCUGACGGCUGGUGCGACAAGCCUUGCUCUGCAGAGGCAGCAGCUCGAAAGGGAAGCUUGGUUUCAUGGACCCAUCAGCAGGAAGGAGGCGGAGAGCAUCCUCCGAAAUGAUGGAGACUUUUUGGUGCGCGAGUCGCAAGGUUCUCCUGGCCAGUAUGUUUUGACGGGCCUUCAGGGUGGUGUGAAGAAGCACCUUUUGCUGGUGGACCCAGAAGGAGUGGUUCGUACCAAGGACAAAAUGUUUGAAAGUGUUAGUCACCUGAUCAACUACCACAGCGAGAAGAACAUGCCCAUCAUUUCUGCCGAGAGCGCCAUUGUGCUGCGGCGGCCAGUGGCGCGGGAAGGGCCUCUGAAAAGCCUCUGAAGCAUUUAUCGACUCUCCUCCUGCCAAGCAUUUGUAUUGAACUAACUGUUCCUUUUCUACUCAGCUAGGGAGUUCACAAAAUAAAUGGCGCUGCUGACUUUUAUAAAACAAAAAACUGUUGGAUGCAUUUCGGGGCUGUAGAGGUUGGCUUCUUAUUUUUGUUGUUAUCUUUAUUUUUGUUACGAGGAAGAAAGCAAGCAAGAGUGUGGCUUGAAGAGAAAGCCUCCGUUACAAUGGCUUGGCUUUAGUUGCAUUUCACCAAGUACAAAGUGGAAGAAAAUAAACUUUAUAAAUAUUUUUAGGUGGAAAUGUCACAGAUCGCCCCGACGAGAAUUUUGCUAGCAAUUAAUAACGUGUGUAACAAAUAAUGUUAAAUGUGUCCCUCAAAUAUGUGAUCCAUUAAUAGAUAAUGAAUUAAUUAAGAAAUACACAAACACUGUUAAGAAUAAAAUAGAAAUAAGUUGACACUCCACCUCUGCUGCAUUCAGGGCAAAAUUAUUCAACUUUUGCUUUAGACAGGAGAAUCGCUUAUCCAUCUCUCUUUCCUCAUUUCCGCGAGUUUGUAGAGUUAAUAAGAUUAAUAAUUGAAUACAGAAACUGUUCUCCUAAGACAAAUUUGCGACUGUGAGCGACUUUUAUAAUGGCAUCGCUGAGCCUUGCGCGUGCUAACAAAACGAAUUAGACUCGUCUCUCAUUACGGAUUUUACUCUGGAUCGACCACAGCUGUCUGUCUGUUGUCUACUCGACUAACUUUGUGAGUGUGCAAAUUUACUGAUAAAAAGUGUCAUAUUUUUACUAUAAAAAUACCCACAAUUGAGGUCAUAUCAAACUCUUUAAGAAUGAAAAUUUAAUAUUAUUACACACAUCUAAUAUUACGAGAUACAUAUGAGUAUUAAUAAUGAUUCUAUAUAUUAUAUUAUACAAGAAACGCAAAUUACCAUAAAUAAAAUGUAAGCUCUUAUACUUUGCAAAACUAUUUUUGUGUGUAAAAAGCAAAUGUUGAAUUUCUAUUUAAUCCUGUUGGAGGCUCGAAAGCUGCUUACUUGCAAGAUAUCCGUCGCACUGCUUUCGAGUGAAACUAGUAGCAAAGAUUAGUUUGCCUCAUCAAAAAGAUAAAUCAAUAAUAUAUCCUGUUGUUAAAUUGAAAAUGAUCAAUCAUUAUUUAAAGGUGCAACAUUUGAAGUUCUUGUUUUAUAAUAAACCACUUGUCUCCC